This is a messenger RNA of Asterias rubens (European starfish), 6016 nucleotides long. Its product is annotated as furin-1-like. Gene Ontology annotation, molecular function: serine-type endopeptidase activity. Gene Ontology annotation, cellular component: trans-Golgi network; Golgi membrane. The transcript is spliced from 14 exons. Lineage: Eukaryota; Metazoa; Echinodermata; Asteroidea; Forcipulatida; Asteriidae. The record is from RefSeq and is a predicted model, not a curated record. Gene Ontology annotation, biological process: peptide hormone processing. The coding region runs from base 245 to 2491 and encodes 748 amino acids.
GCAAAGUAAAGUCGAGUCGCGGCGGAGCACGAACACUUAGAAAAACAAGUCAACACGCAAAACUCAAGGCACAAUAAAGUGGUGGCUUUUCGACAUUGACACCAAGUUUCAUCUGAGUGUAUAAUUUCAAGACCAACUUCCAACCAGACUUCAUUUUGAGAGCACUGAAUCGACGAGUGUAACUUUCGAGGACAUAUAUCAAAUCAGGAGAGAGCUGAGCUGCGCAUUUCAAGCUCUGUAAGCCAUGGCUUACGUAAUCAGAACGUUGCCCCUUGGGGUUCUGUAUGUACUCUUAUGCCAAAUUGUUUGCCUGAGAUCCUCUCCGGACGAGCUGGUUCCCGCUGUAAGCUCGGAAAAAGACAUUUUUACAAACACCUAUGCAGUUCACAUUACCGGUGGGAUAGAAGAAGCCAACCUUGUUGCUGAAAAACACGGAUUUAUUAAUUUAGGAGAGGUCGUCGCAAAUCAUUAUCACUUUUUGGAUCAUCACUCCAGAGAACAGAGGUCACUAACGGCAAAUACAGAAAGACAUCUUCAUUUAAAAGACGAACCCAAAGUUCAUUGGGUGGAGCAGCAAGUCGCAAAGAGUAGAAGGAAACGAGACAAUGAGGAACCACAAGAGUCGCCCCUUAACGAUCCAAAAUGGCCGCUCUGGUAUCUGAAACGCCAGCCUGGCCUUGAUAUGAAUGUUAUCCCCGCCUGGGAAAAAGGCUACACGGGGAAAGGCGUAGUGGUAUCCAUUCUAGAUGAUGGUAUUGAGAAAAAUCAUCCAGAUCUUAACGCUAACUAUGACGCACCAGGGAGUUUUGAUUUGAACGAUAACGAUGCGGACCCUCAACCUCGGUAUUCACCCGGAAACAUCAACAGGCAUGGUACCCGGUGUGCUGGGGAGGUGGCAGCCCUUGCCAAUAACAGUAUAUGCAGCGUGGGGAUUGCAUACAAUGCUAGGAUUGGAGGGGUACGUAUGCUGGAUGGGGACGUAACAGACGCAGUGGAGGCUAGAUCGUUAAGCCACAAGCCGCAGCAUGUAGACAUUUACAGUGCAAGCUGGGGACCUGAUGAUGAUGGCAAGACGGUGGACGGCCCUGGAAAACUGGCUAAGAAGGCGUUCUGUGAAGGCGUUACAAAGGGUCGUCAUGGACUCGGCUCGAUCUUCGUCUGGGCUUCUGGUAAUGGCGGCCGGGCCAAAGACAGCUGCAACUGCGACGGCUACACUAACUCCAUCUACACCAUAUCAGUCAGCAGUGUGUCAGAGGGAGGCAAGAUUCCCUGGUACUCGGAACCAUGUGCAUCAACGUUAGCAACCACGUACAGUAGCGGGGGUCCUAAAGAAAAAGAAGUUAUAACAACAGACCUUAAUCUAGGAUGUACAGAUCGCCACAGUGGAACUUCGGCAUCAGCGCCGCUCGCUGCUGGGAUGUGCGCCCUCGCACUGCAAGCAAACCCUCAUCUGACAUGGAGAGAUUUGCAGCACAUUAUUGUCAUGACGUCUAGAUCAGAUCAUCUAGAAGCAACAGACUGGCUCACUAACGGCGCAGGCUACAAAGUGAGCCAUUCUUAUGGAUUUGGUUUAAUGGAUGCUGACGCUAUGGUGACGAUGGCCAGGACUUGGAAUCGAGUGCCAGAGCAGCAUAUAUGUUCAGAGAAUGCCUUAGCUCAACCAAGGGCAAUUCCAGCAAGAGGUAACCUAGCGAUAAGAUUCAACACCUCUGGAUGUAGCAAUACUCCCCAGUACGUCCAGCAUGUCGAGGUGGUGCAUGCCCGCAUCACCCUAAACUUCAACCACCGCGGUGACCUCAACAUCAAGCUGACGUCCCCGUCAGGCACCACGGCCACGCUGCUGCCCUCCAGGCCCAGGGACAGUUCCCCCGAGGGUUUCUCCAACUGGGAGUUUAUGAGCACGCACUCGUGGGGGGAGAACCCAGCGGGGGUUUGGACGCUGGUGAUUCAGAACCACGGCAGCGCCUCAAAUCAUGGUACCCUCAAGCUUUGGACAUUGGUGAUGUACGGCACGGAGGUGCACCCCUUGGAGGACCACAUUGGGCCCAACAACUGCCCCGAGGGCCAGUACCUCUCCACGGACGUCCGCAACGGGAACAGUACAGGUAUCUCCAACGAAACACAAAUAGUCCACACCUGUUGGCCGUGCUACCAAACCUGCAAGACGUGCUUCGGUCCAAAUGACAACCAGUGUCUGGCGUGCCACAACAGCUACAUUAAACGUGACGUGUACUGCAUUACACCGCACCCGUACACCGGAAACGUCUUACUGACCGUGCUGUUGAUGUGUGUGAGCUUGUCAGCGCUAUUCUUUCUGCUGUUUCUCACGCUGCAAGCGUACAGCCAGGGUCUGUGCUGCUGGUCGAUGGGGCCCACACCCACUGAAUGCGGGUCUGACUAUGAGUAUCAAAAACUAACCAAGGAGUUUGAUUCGGAUGGUGAGGAUGAUGCGCGAGUCAUAUACACCGGGAAGACGAUGUCGCCAAUUUGAACCACUCACAGCCUGACUACUAAAAAGAUAAUUUCUUAGAAUUGUUUGUUUUAAGGUAAUUUGGUUUUGUUUUAUUUGUUCUUGUAAAAGUAGAAUUUGAGGAAGUCGAAAUAUAUAUAUUUAUUGUGUAAAUUAAUCAGAGUCUUUUGUUCGAUUGUUAGAAGUAAUUUUGUUGCGGUUGCCCAAUUUCAGAGAGCUGCUGAAUAAAGCACCUAAGCACAACCAACUUCUGCUUACCACAAUAAGGCUACCAACCAAAAUACUAUGUCACAUAUACCAUCAUGGUUAUUGUUUUGCUUAGCAGAAAGUCAGUAAGUAGUAUAUUUCUGCUUGAAAGCAGCUCUAUGAAAUUGGGUCUGUAUUUUGUUCACCCUUCCCAUCUGUAACAACUUACAAAUUAUAAUCAGGUUUGUGUGAAGGUGAUGCACUUUCCAAUCAUCUUUGUGUUCCACUAUUUCUACACAACAUUCACACUCCAAAACUGUCAUAUCUUAAAACAUUAAUAUAUUUAUCAAUUACAGAGUCUAAAUAUUUUGUAACAUACCAUUAAUACUAGUUCAUAAAAAGUCACCAUACAUUUUUUUUUUUGUCAAUUCUAGUUUUUGAAAGUACUGGAAGGCAAAAUCUUGUUAGGAGUGGGAUUUUUUCUGAACACAUGUAUUGUAGUCGGGCAUUAUUAUAUUCCCUCUUUUUUUUAUAUCAUUUAUUUUUUCUAUGUAAAAUCUUUAAAUCUGUUAAUCGUUGUAGGUUGGCCCUUGUACUAAAAAAAAAUGAAGUGAAACUGCCAAAAAGAUUACAAAGCAUUAUUGAAAAAAGUUGUUACCCGAGGAAAACUUAAAAUGGUUUCUUUUCAUGUUGAAUGCUGGCUGCCUCUAGAGGGGUUGGCAAAUAUAUCAAAUCUCAACUUCAGAAUCACAACUUCCUCUUGACUCAUCUUUUCCGUCCCUUGAUAGUCUCCGCUAUGUGUGUUAAAUUACAUCUGCUCUUUUCCAUUCACACUGGCAUAAAAAAAAGCUACCAUUGUUUUGUAGUAACAUUCUUUAGAUCAGCAUUUCCACAGUUGCUCAUUUUCCAAUUUUAAAACGGAAAUCUGAUUUGGUUUCCAUUACUUUGUAGUAGAGACUUGUACAUGUAGUUGACGUUGAACAAAUUUAAAUUUACACAGCUAAGAAAAUUAUUCAGAGAACCAUAUCUUUUUACUCUGGUGGCCAGUUCACACUUUUUCUAAAAUAGCACAAUAUUAAGAAUUGUAGUUAGCCAUUAUAAAUAAGUUUGACUAUGAUGCUUGUAGUUGAUUUUGAACAAAUUUCAACGUACAUUGUCAAGGAAAACUAUUUGAAGAGCCAUAUUUAUUUUUAUUCCUGUGGCCAGUUCACACUUUCUCAAAAAUGGAGUUGUAGGUAUUCAUAAAUAAAGUCAUGCAAAAGUAUAAUAUUCAUGGCUCUGCUUACUGUCAAGUAACAACUCUCCGCUUACUGUGCAAGCGCCAAAUUUCUGCGCAAGCUGUGUUAGUGAAGAGUGCUUAGUUACGUGGUGAAGUACACAGGCACAGCAGACCAACUUCUCUGCUAGGCUGUGAAAUACACCUUAAGAAAGCCUGGAAUUCCCUGCUUCCAUAAAUGCUGACUCUUUGCUUUUGGUAAGCAGAGCCAUAAAGUUGGUCCAAGCUAAGAUUAUCUGUUCUUUUAAUGCUUGAAAAAGCCAUUAACCUUUGACAUGACAUUUAACAUAAUACCGUUAUGCAUUACUCCAAUCAAAUGACAAAGGUCCGUGUAAUACAUUCAAUCCAUUAAACAAAUAAUUAUUCACAUUUUAUUCCAUAAAAAAAUCUAUAUAGUUAGGAAAUUUAGCAUUUGUAUAUAAGAGAUAAUACUUACACCCUAGUGUGCCUUUUAUAUAUCUCCGAGCCAUACAGUAUUUUGACUUUGGCAAGACAUGGUGCAUCACACAGUUCAUGUAGUUGGCUUUCUUUCAUGUCGGGAAAUAUAACGUACAUGUUUCACGUAGGCCCUUUUCGAAUCCACGGCUUCAGCUUUGGAUUCGGCUUCAGGCUCCAUUCUCUCGUCUGAAGCCCUGAGCGCAUAUGCAAAGGACGCGCAAUUGUCAAGAGAACCGUGGGGCCAAGCUAGCCUGAGCCGAAUCCAAGGUUUCGAAGAGGGCCAAAAUGUCAUGCUCUAGGCAUUAUAUUAGGUAUGUUUAUACAUACAUGUACAGUUGUUAUUAGAACUCUAAAUAGCUAUUACUGAUAUUUAUUUGACAAAAGCUUUUCAGUGAGUUUGCUGGUGACUGUCUAGGGAAUGAUAUCGUCAGGCGAUGUUUUGUGCACACUGAAUGCUAUUUUCUUCACAGAGUUGCCCCUCACCUGAAGAAAAAUUCAAGAGCCAGUUUCAAGUCCUGUACAACUGCCAACUAAUUGAUUUCUUUAAAUUUAAUGCACACCUCACUUUGUUACCUCACUCACAGGCUUCACAGUCUGACAUUGGGAUUGGUGAUUUUGAAGCUCCACUAUCUCGCACCCACUAUGAGCAAGUUCGAGUGCCCACAUUUAGUUUACCUGUGAUUAACCCCUGACUAGCAAUGUAUGUACGUUCACGGUGACACACUCACUGGAACGACUCGUUUGGAAGUCUAGUCAAACAUCAAUACAAUGUUUAAUACUUCCAUCGCCUUCCGCCUUUUCGCUAUAGUGUCACUGGUUCCCUUCUUCACUUAAUACAUGUUAGCAUGGAACAGGCUAUCAGGACCAGUAAACAAACCAUGGUCCUGAGGUUGGUUACAAAUGGUGGACCACCAAUGUUCAACAAGUCUGGGUUCGAGUCAAAAAAGUUGACCUUUAGUUAACCAUGGUGCGCACUCGAACUUGCUCCAAGUGGUGAGAAAAACUAAGCCUGAGUUUGUCAAAUACAGUAUAUCCUAUUUCAAUUAUUAUUACUCCUUGAAGAUGUUUGAAUAUUUUUUUAUUAUUACGUGUAUUAGCUCGGAUUAAUUAUUCAAAUUAGGAACUUCCAUAUAAGGUGUACAAAUUAUGUUGAUGUUGUUUCAAGGGAUUUAAAAUUCACUGUCUAAUGUUAUAGUUAGUUCAAACUUGUUUAUUUUGUUUUCAUGAAACUUCAAAGGAAAAGGGACCUUCUGGUUUUUAGUUGGAGGGCACAUCAACCAUUUUGGAAACCAUACCUUUUAAUUGGGUAAACAAAUGAUGUCAUCCUCUAUAAAUAAAUAAUUAGACUAGCUGCUUGUAAAGCUGUCUCAUGGGGGACUUCAACUUUGCUCCUUUUUGAAACGAUUAGAAAGGCUUUCUGUUAAACUGUCCAUUCUAAACAUUGCACCUAAACUUAAAAUUUAAGUCUUUUUUUUUUCCAGAGGUUUAAAAAAAUAAUAUUUUUCUGGUGACAGCAGUUGAAUAUUAUAGAACUUCCAUUGUAGUCUUCUGGGGAAUGUUUGGAGAAACGCUAUGUAUGAAUUAAAUAUAUUGUGUAAAGAAAUGCUGAUUGAAAUGACAUAAAUACUCGCCUACAAUGCAUUCAA